Molecule: messenger RNA, 1248 nt
Organism: Tarenaya hassleriana
Lineage: Eukaryota; Viridiplantae; Streptophyta; Magnoliopsida; Brassicales; Cleomaceae
Product: jasmonate O-methyltransferase-like
Exons: 4
Coding region: 35-1165 (376 amino acids)
Biological process (GO): methylation
Molecular function (GO): S-adenosylmethionine-dependent methyltransferase activity
Source: RefSeq, a predicted model, not a curated record
UAUAUAUAUAUAUAGAGAGAGAGAGAGAGAAGCCAUGGAAGUGAUGCAAGUUCUCCAUAUGAACCGAGGAAAUGGUGAAACAAGUUAUGCCAAGAACUCAACCGUUCAGAGCAACAUAAUCUCAAUUGCGAAAUCAAUAACGGAAGAGGCCUUGAUAAAGCUGAUGAACAACACUGUCAUGGAGAGCAUGGGAAUAGCCGACCUAGGCUGCUCCUCCGGUCCGAACUGCCUUCUAUCGGCGUGGAACAUCAUCGACGCCAUCCACGCCACGUGUCGCGAUGCCAAUCGUCCGAUCCCCGAACUCAGCGUCGCCCUCAACGAUCUUCCCACCAAUGACUUCAACUACAUUUUCGCAUCGUUGUCGGAGUUUCACGACAAGCUCGAGAGGGAAAAGGGUUCCGGUUUCAGACAGUGUUUCGUCUCCGCCGUCGCUGGUUCCUUCUACGGCCGAUUGUUCCCUCGUCGAAGCCUCCACUUCGUCCACUCUUCGUCCAGUCUUCAUUGGUUAUCUCAGGUUCCAAUCGAUCUAGAGAACGAAAAUGGUAUAGCGACUGUAACAAAUAAAGGGAAGAUUUACAUAUCAAAGACGAGCCCCCAAAGUGUAUUGAAGGCCUACGCUUUUCAAUUCCACAAGGAUUUCUCGGAAUUUCUUCGAUCGCGUUCGGAAGAGUUAGUCCCGGGAGGUCGGAUGGUGUUAUCGUUCAUCGGGAGAAACUCUUCUGAUCCGACCACCGAAGAGAGCGGCUAUCAAUGGGAACUCCUAGCUCAAGCCCUCAUGGAUAUGGCCAAAGAGGGUAUCAUCGAAGAGGAAAAGAUCGAUACUUUCAACGCUCCUUACUACGCUCCGUGCUCCGGAGAGGUGACAGUGGCGAUAGAGGCAGAGGGUUCUUUUGGGGUAGAUCGCCUCGAGACAGUGGAGAUCGAUUGGGAAGGUUGUCUCGGCGAAAAGAGUUAUGACGUUAAAUCCAAAUCCGAAGCGAUUUCUAGGGGACUACGGGUAGCCAACACGAUCCGAGCCGUGGUUGAAUCGAUGCUGGAAUCUCAUUUCGGGGAAAACGUGAUGGACGAAUUGUUUCGGAGGUACGGAGAGAUCGUUGGCGAUUACUUCUAUGAGAGGAGGCCAAGAUAUGGAAACAUAAUUGUGUCACUCGUUAGAAAGGGUUGAUAAUCUUGCUUAUUUGGAAAAUAAAAUAUCCUAAGAUAAUUUUAAUUUUGAAUAAUUAUCUGUAAUGUUCCAAUGGUAAGGCU